Aspergillus pseudotamarii is the source of this 549-nucleotide messenger RNA. RefSeq lists its product as uncharacterized. The transcript is spliced from 2 exons. NCBI's taxonomy places the organism in Eukaryota, Fungi, Ascomycota, Eurotiomycetes, Eurotiales, Aspergillaceae. Bases 1 to 549 code for a protein of 182 amino acids. The record is from RefSeq and is a predicted model, not a curated record.
AUGAAGUUGACAAGAUACCUUUCUGUCCUCACCCUCGUGCUAACGGCAAAUGCCGCGGACUGCACCGCGCCAAAUCAGCAAUGGUUUAGUGAUGCUGCAGUGCAAAUGAUGUGGUCAAUUCGGGCUUGGCUAUGCCCCAAUGCGUGGUCACAAUCUAUUACCGCCGGACCAGAUGGGGGCUGGUGUGAUGCGGGUGGCGGCGUCAUCAGUGCCUAUUGGGGAUCCUGGACAAUCUCUGGGAUGCAAUCCGAGCAACAAUGCUGGGAUAUCACUGAGCAAAUCAUCAACCAAUGCAUGUGGUAUGAUUAUGCAUCUACGAGCUAUAACGGCGGAAGUUGGACCUACGGCAACAUCUAUGCUGGUGGUUGGUUCUGGGCUGAUACAAGCAAAAGUUGCUCACAUGCGGUGAAACGGGAUCUGAUGAUCGAAAAUGAGGGACAUGUCAAUUUCACUCUUGCAGAUGGAAGCACCCAGACGGUAGACAGACAGGUCUGGCUGGAUUUUACUGCGGAAGGAACGACAAUAGUCAGGGAGGAGACUUAUGCUUGA